CGGGGGCGGGGCAAGAGAGAAGACUGGACUAGGGACCGUUCAGCUGCCCAAAGCAUCCGCUGGGGUGGACCUGGCCGGAGCCCCGGACCUCUCGCGCUUCGUGUCCGUUCCUGGCGCCUGCACAGCGGGUAAUGAGACCGCUCGGAGAGGGACUCUGGUUCUGCUAAGCGGACCCGCAAACCCGGAAAAGCGCGCAGCACAUCUCAGAGUUAGACCCCGCUGGACCCCGGACGCCCGGGCUGGCGCGGCCGGCAUGUCGGAUGCGCGGAAGGGGCCGGACGAGGCGGACGACGGCCAGUGCGACUCCGGCAUAGAGUCGCUGCGCUCUCUGCGCUCCUUGCCCGAGCCUGCUGCGUCCCCAGGCUCCGGACCAUCGCACAGAGGCUGUCCACAGCCCUGGAGCCAUCCUCCAGAGACCCACAAGGAACCAGGGGAGAAAGAAGAUGCAGAUGGAGAGCGGGCGGACUCCACCUAUGCUUCCUCCUCUCUCACUGAGUCCUUGCCCUUGCUGGGGAGACCUGAAGUGGAGGACCCGGCCCCAGACUCACCGCUGCCCCACACGGAGGUACUGAGUCCUCAGCAACUCGAAGCGCUCACAUACAUCUCUGAGGAUGGAGACACGCUGCUCCACUUGGCCGUGAUUCACGAAGCCCCGGCAGUGCUGUUCUGUUGCCUGGCUUUCCUGCCCCAGGAAGUCCUGGACAUUCAGAACAACCUUUACCAGACAGCACUCCAUCUGGCCGUGCACCUGGACCAGCCCGAUAUCGUCCGGGCGCUGGUGCUGAAGGGAGCCAGCCGAAUACUCCAGGACCAGCAUGGUGAUACAGCCCUGCAUGUAGCCUGCCGGCGCCAGAAUCUGGCCUGCGCCUGCUGCCUGCUGAAGGAGCAGCCAGAGCCAGGAAGGGAGCCCUCUCACCCCCUGGACCUCCAGCUGAAGAACUGGCAAGGUCUGGCCUGUCUCCACAUCGCCACAUUGCAGAGAAACCAAGCACUCAUAGAACUGCUGCUUCAGAAUGGAGCCGACAUUGACGCACAGGAGGCCACCAGUGGAAAGACUGCCCUGCACCUGGCCGUGGAAACCCAGGAGCGCAGCCUGGUACAGUUCCUGCUCCGGGCUGGUGCCCGGGUGGAUGCCCGCAUGCUCAAUGGGUGCACACCUCUGCACCUGGCAGCUGGCCGGGGCCUCAACAGUAUCUCCUCCGCUCUUUGUGAGGCUGGUGCCGACUCCCUGCUGCUGAAUGUAGAAGAUGAGACACCCCAGGACCUGGCUGAGGAUCUCCUUUCUUAUUUGCCCUUUGAUGACCUGAAAAUCUCCGGGAAACCACUGCUGUGUACUGACUGAAGUCUGGACAGGGGGGGUUCCACCCCUUCACACCUGGAAGCUGGAGCCACAGCUGCUGCAGCUGGGGCCCAAGCAACGCGCCCCUCUGCUGAGGCCGGAGCCUGGGGCUAGUGUAGUCCUAAAAUGAGAGGAAGGAUUGCAAAUGAGGAAGAACCACUCUGGAAGGAAGAGCUUCCCAGGUGGUCAGGAUGGAGAGUCUUGAAAGACCCUCCAACCCCAGGUAUCCCGAGUGAAGCCUGCUUGCUCCUGUGGAAGAUGGCACGGGCUGAAGUUGCCAACCAUCAGGAAAAGAGGGAUGAGCAAACGGGACCCUGAGGGGUCUUGCCUAAAACUCCUUUGUGAGUGAGCUUGGGACUGGGGGUUGAACCUGGCGCCCCCAGUUGGUAGGCAAGCUUACUAUGAUGUAGCUCUAUCCCCAAGCCUCUCUUUACUUUGAAUUUUGUGGCGGGUCUCACGGAGUGGCCUGAGAUGGCCUGGAACUCACUCUAUAGCAAGCAGUCCUUGUACUAGGAUCCUUCUGUCUCAGGCUCCCGAGUAGCUGGGAAUAUAGGUUUGGUGGCAGUGAGCCUGGGAAAACACACUUAUCUAAAGACUUCAUGCAUAAGGCUCCCAACUGAGCCUUUGGGAAGGGAUAAUUCUGUAACAUGACACUAAGAGAGAGACUUUAAAAAAAAAAAUGUUUCCCUUCUGCAGUUGUAUUCGUAAGCAGACCUGACCUGUGAUCCUGAGGUCAAGGCAGAGAGAAGGAAACUGGCCCCUGAGCAAGGGGAGUUAGAGCCUUGCUGGGUAGGGUAGGAGAACUGAGAGUUCUCAGGCCUGUUUCCUGCCAGCACAGACACAUCUCCUUCAUGUGGCACUGCCCAGGAAUGGAGAGUGAGAAGGAGGAAUAUGGAGCCGUGUCCCUGAAGAAGCCUGGGGACGUAGAGGACAAGAGAACUACAGCUCUACUUUUCUUCCCUUAGAUGCCACACUGAGGGCGCUGCUAGGUCAGGCCCAUGACUGCCAUGAAGAACAAGAGGAAAUAAGCCAACAUAGUUUCUGAUGCUUAGCGCUUAUAAACUCUAAGCAAGUGCAUCCUGUGAGUGAGACAGCUAUUAAAAUUAUAAACAACUAAA
Peromyscus maniculatus bairdii (prairie deer mouse) is the source of this 2457-nucleotide messenger RNA. It is a transcript of the gene Nfkbie, whose product is annotated as NFKB inhibitor epsilon. Gene Ontology annotation, cellular component: cytosol. Gene Ontology annotation, molecular function: NF-kappaB binding. Gene Ontology annotation, biological process: cellular response to tumor necrosis factor. NCBI's taxonomy places the organism in Eukaryota, Metazoa, Chordata, Mammalia, Rodentia, Cricetidae. The record is from RefSeq and is a predicted model, not a curated record.